UUGUUUCCACUCUCCCACCAAAUCAGCACCCUAUUCAAACAAGGACCUUUUUAUGUCUUUUCACCACAACUUCGGAUGAUCCACAUGAUCCUGGGUCGUGCCCGACUUGAAUUCAGUUGUUUUUUAAUGCAACCCGGGUUGCUCCAUGACAUUUGGGUCGAACAGCCUGGGAAAGUUUUACGCAAUAAGGCGUGCGAUUUGGUUAUCUUCAAAUUUCAAAUUUGGAAGUUAAUGGCCUCCUACUACUGCUAUUACUGUGGACACGGUGAUCUCGGUGAAGCAUCAUUUUGUGAUGGAUCCGUUAAAUUUGUACUAACCGUGAAAAUCAUGUUAUUCAUAGGUUUGAAGCGGCCUCCUCUUUCUCCGCUGUCACCGUCGUCUCUACGAGAAAGGCAGAGGAGACAGUGUGCUGCCAACGACUCCAGCGAUGGCAACGGAAGCAUACUUUGCAAAGAGAAUCAGAACCCAAUUCGAAAAGCGCAAACCUGUAGUCCCGGAGGUAAUACCAUAUCGCGUAAUGUGCACAAGGGCAGCCUAAAGCCUUCCCAGUGUUCCGCCGGAAGCGUGGCGGAAAGCGUAGUCACAGCGGAGAACCAACACAAGUAUUUGAAAAACUUUUGCCCUGCUACAAGGAAAUCUUUUCUUGGGAAUAGAGGAGGCUUAUGCGUUAGCUGCUAUGACUUUAUCAGUUAAAAAGAUGAUGUUCUUACUAAAGCUCAAAUGGAAGACUUCAUUUCUGCGUCCUAUUAUUGUUCCCAAACAGAGGCAACAAUGUGUCUCAUUCUACUCCACUAUUCCACCUGCCUUGCCAUCUUCAACUUUUCGAGACUUAUGCAAUGUUGUUUGUAAUGGCACUGGCAGUUUAGAUGACCUGGAAUUGAGUCUGAGCAAAGUCAACAUUCCUUUGACUUCAUCCCUCGUUACCAGAGUUCUUGAAUCUUGUAAGCACCAAGCUGCUACAAGAAGGCUGCUCAGAUUUUUUCUAUGGUCUCGGACAAAUUUGGAAUCAAGAUUGGAGGAUGGGGAUUUUAAUUUUGCAAUUCGUUAUUUUGCUGAGACAAAAGACUUCACUUCGAUUGAUAUUUUAAUUUCAGACUUUGGUAAGGAUGGGAGGGCAAUGGAAACAACUACCUUUGCUGAAGUUGCUCAUACAUUGGUUAAAUUGGGCAGGGAAGACCAGGCAUUGGGUAUUUUCAAAAAUCUCAAGAAGUUUAAGUGUACUCAAGAUAGUGCUACAGUCACCGCUAUUGUCAGUGCUUUAUGUGCGAAAGGGCAUGUGGAGAGAGCAGAAAGGGUUAUUUGGCACCAUAAAGACGCGGUUUCAUGUGUGAAGCUUUGCAUUUAUAGAAACCUACUCUACGGGUGGUGUGUCCGGGGGAAUGUUAAAGAAGCACGACGAAUAGUCAAAGAUAUGAAUUCUUCUGGAAUCAUGCCAGAUCUUUAUUGCUUUAACACAUUCCUUAGGUGUAUUUGUAAGAGAAGCCUGAAAUCUAAUCCUUCUGCUUUAGUUCCAUCUGCUUUUAAUUUGAUGAUGGAAAUGAAAACCUACAAUUUGGAGCCAACCGUAGUUACUUAUAAUAUAUUGCUUUCCAGCUUGAGCAAGUGUAGAAGAGUCAAAGAAUCUAUAAAAAUUCUUGAUACUAUGAAAAAUUCUGGUUGCUCUCCCGAUUGGUUUAGCUACUAUCUUGUUGCUAGGGUGCUGUAUCUAACUGGUAGAUUUGGUAUAGGUAAGCGAUUAGUUGAUGAAAUGGUUGAAGUUGGAAUUGUUCCGGAAGGCAAGUUCUACUACGAUUUAAUUGGCGUUCUAUGUGGAGUUGAGAGGCCAAAUUAUGCUCUUGAGCUUUUUGAAUUGAUGAAGAAAAGCUCUUUAGGUGGUUAUGGACCAAUUUAUGAUUUGAUUAUACCAAAGCUUUGUAGAGGAGGAGACUUUAUAAAGGCCAGAGAACUUUGGAACGAGGCAACAGCUAUGGGUGUUGAUCUCCAAGUGUCCAGUGAUGUGUUGGACCCUUCUGUUACUGAGGUGUUUAAGCCAACAAGAAAGGUGGAAGACAAGAUAUGUACUGUGAACCAUACAAAGUCUAAAAGGAUUCUGGCAGUUCUUAAUAACUUGAAAAGGGGAAGAAGGAGAAGGAUGUAUAAGAAGAAGCAUACAUCAAAACAGAAGAAUAAAGCCUAAUAAUGUUUAGUAUGUAUAGAGGUACUCUUCCUUGUUGCCAUUCCUUUAUGUUUCUUCUUGCUCUCACCUCUGCCUUGUGAACUGCACUGAGCUGUAACGAAAUGAAGCUGGUUCAUAUAUAAAAAAGGGUGAUAUGCAUGAUAAUCAUAGGGUGAUUUUGAUGAUAAAUGCAAAUUGAUUAUGUUUAUGAGAUUUGUAGAAUAAAAUGUAAGGAAUGGAAAAAAGAUUUUUAUGAGAGAAUGUUACUAUGGAAAAAAGAAGAAAACCGCUUCAUUAUUAGAA
Molecule: messenger RNA, 2458 nt
Organism: Daucus carota subsp. sativus
Lineage: Eukaryota; Viridiplantae; Streptophyta; Magnoliopsida; Apiales; Apiaceae
Product: pentatricopeptide repeat-containing protein At5g61370, mitochondrial
Exons: 5
Coding region: 677-2176 (499 amino acids)
Cellular component (GO): mitochondrion
Molecular function (GO): protein binding; mRNA binding
Source: RefSeq, a predicted model, not a curated record